GCCCAGGAGCCCCGCAGACGUGGCAGCUCCGGGUAGGGGCUGAACUACUAGGGCAGUGAGCUCUCUUCCUUUGCCCAGCUGGUAUCCAGUCCCAAGAGAACUCUGCGCCAGCCCCGGACAAUGCACCAGGAUGGCCACUAUCCUCAGUCUUCUCCACUUGUGAACGGUUCCUUGGGACAAGAGCCUCAGAGGCAGCCCGCAGAGAUGCUAGGUGAGGUCAGGGAGCUGCCUCGGGGGGACGGGCUGCCACUGCUCACUGUCAUCGUCGCCGCCUUCGUCCUGCUGGCCAUCUGCAUCGUGCUGGCAGUUCGCUUUGGGCCCACACCGCAUCAGGGUCACGCCACCCUCCUCACAGAGCCGCCGGCCCUGAAACCAGAGGACGGCGUUCGCCUCACCCACUGGCGGCUGCUAGGCCUACAGGACAGCCACAGGGAAACCCAGCAGGGGCUUCCUAGUCCUCAUUCCGGCCCCGCCCUAGAUGGGCACAGGGCCAGCACUGAUGAAGUCACAUAUCUGUAGGAAGGUGAUUUGGAGUCUCAGAACAAGAAACUGGGUUGAAAAAAUGAAUUGGAGCCUGGGUGUGGGAGCCACAGACGGCCUCUGGACCCAGCUGGAGCUGUCCUCAGAUAUUUAAUGAGAAAGCUUCGUGGUGACUGUGAAAAGCCAUUUGAGGACCUUGCCUAGAGACAUGAUCCCAAGGCCACCCUCACAAAGCCUCCCACCCUGGGCACCUCCAGAUCCUCCUCGGAAUUCCUGUUUCCUUCUUGUACCUCUCUGAUCUCCAUCCUUCUUAGAGUAAAGUGAAGAUCCUAUCCAUGAGGAAGGAAUGCCAGAGCUCUACAGAGAAGGCCUUCACACACCGCAGAUCCAGGGAGAGCUAAAGCAAGGAGCAGUGGCGUGUCUUCUCUGAGGCCCAGGGUACUCGGAAAGGCUCCACCUCUGUUGCCUUUUCGCCUCUGGAGGGCACCUCUGGCUGCUAGGCUUUGGCCUUGUUGAUAACCUCCAAAGCUCCUGGACUUCCUAACCUCCACUUAGAGCUUCAAGGGCUCUGAGUGUCCCGAGCCCCAUCUUGACAUCCUAGGAUGUGACAUCCUAGGAAGUUUGAGAGUUCUUCUUACCUCUUAUUUUCUGUUGGAACACGCCUAAAAUGUAGUACAAAUCAUUUCCAGAUCCAGAACUUUCCAGCCAGUGGGAAAACAGGAAAAGAAAAGGAAUGUCAUGGAACUUGUUUGGGGAAGGAGGGAGCACAAGGGGUCCAUCCCUGUAAGGAAAGGGCACAGUUCAGCCUGUGGUCAGGAGAACAUGGCUGGGCUUCCCAGUGGCUCUCUAGAAAGUACACCUUUCUCUGGUACCUCAGAGGCCCAUUCACAUGCAGUCAAAAACAUAUAGACACAAACCACGUAAACUGGGCUUGGCGAGCCUUGAAAGCUUAGCACUCGAGAGACAGAGGCAGGAAAAUCAGAAGUUCGGGGUUAUCCUCAAUGAUACAGCAGGUCUGAGGGCCUAGAUUACAUGACACCCUUGUUAUUGAGGGAGAGGCAGUCAGGAGACCUGACCCCAGGCUUAUGAGAUGGGUGAGCGGAGCCUGUCCCUCACCUGCUACAGCACCUGGGAGAGCGGGCCCUGCACCUCACCUGAGCAGCACAGUAGAGUGGGCCCUGGUAGAGGGGGCACAGGUGAGCCUGCCCGGUCAGCAUGAGUGUGGGAGAACUGGCCCCCACCACUCUCCGUAAGGUGUAAGGUGGAGUGGGCACAGGAGUGAUGCCCUCUCCUCCUUGCCCCUUGCUACCUACGGUACUCAGGGGACCUAGCCCUGACGUCAUGAGAGCAGGAGGUCUAUCUUUGCACUUCACUGGCCCUGAUGUUGAAGGCACGGGUAAGCCAGCCCCCGGGACAUGAGAGCAGGAGAGCUGGCCCAGCCCCUUGCCAGCUGCGGCACUUGGGCGACUGGGCCCCACGCCUUGACUGGCAGCACAGCGGAGCUGGCUCUGGAGGCCGAGCUGGGGGUAAGCCAGCUUGAGGGCAUGACACCAGAGCUGACCCAGCCUCCUGCCAAUGGUGGCCUAGCCAGAGGAAUGCUGAAAAGCUCACCUUAGUGGUGUGGAUAAGGAAGAGCCAGUGAGCUCACCAGCUCAGCUACCACCCAGGCCCAGAUCCAGGGCUUGAGUUGGCCCACCCCAAAAUCUACAUCAUUUGUGAACUGUUAGGGCAUGUGAAAGGGACAGUCCUACUGAUCCAAAGCCACAGUAUCUCCAUGACACAGGGCAACAACAGGAUAACUGGGAGGAGUCCCUGUGAAAAUCCAAUACUGAUGGCAUCACAGAAGCCAGGGACCUCGAACCGGACCAAUGACUCAUUGCAACGAACAUUUGCAAGCGAAGAGGUGUGGACAGGGGAGUAUAUUAUGUGACACACCACAGCUUCCACAGUGAGAUGUUUUCUAUUUUGGGGGAGAGGUUGCAAGGGCAGAAGGCAAAUACAAGGUGGCAGAAAGAUGAGGGGCUGGGUGCAUGACGUGAAAUUCACAAAGAAUCAAUAAAAAGUUUCUUUAAAAAAAGAGAAUGAAAGAAAGGAGAGGGUUUGGUUAUGCUGGUGCAUGCCUUUAAUUCCAGCAUUGAAGAGGCAGAUGCAUCUUUGAGCUCAAAAGCAAUUGGUCUUAUAUACUGAGUUCUAGGCUAGCAUGGGCUACAUAGUAAGGCUCCUUCUUUGUUUUUGUUUUUGUUUUUUUCUGCAUGUACACCUGUAUGCCAGAAGAGGGCAGUAGAGGGUAUAGAUGGUUGUAAACCACCAUUUGGUUGCUGGGAAUUGAACUCAAGACCUCUGGAAGAACAGACAAUGCUCUUAACUUCUGAGCCAUCUCUCCAGCCUCAUCUCUCCAGGCUCUUUCUUAAAAAAAAAAAGAGAGAGAGAGAGAGAAAGAGAAAAGAAAGAGAGAGAGAGAAAGGAAGGAAGGAAGAAGAAAAAGAAAAAGAAAGAGAAAAAGAAAGAAAGGAAGGAAGGAAAGAAGGAAGAAAGAAAGAAAAAAGGAAGGAAAGAAAGGAAGGAAGGAAGAGAGAAAGAAGGGAGAAAGAAAGAAAGAAAGAAAGAAAGAAAGAAAGAAAGAGAGGAAGAGAGAAAGAAAGGAAGAAAAGAAAGGAAAGGAAGGAAGGAAGGAAGGAGCAAGCAAGCAAACCAUAGAAACAGACACCUGCUGCUUGACCCUUGGGAAGCUCUUAAGGAUAAGUUAGCAUUAAGGCCCUGCCUCCCACUGAAUGAAACUGGAAAUCAAGGAAGUGGAGAAGUAGCAGAUUGGGGGUCAAAAUAUGUGCAGAGAUGAACCCACCUCCUUGUGACUGCUUAAGAGGUAGCUAUGUGCUAAGUGAUGCUGUUGCACAUUUUUAAUUCCAGCACUCAGGAGGCAGAGGCAGGCGGAUCUCUGAGUUCCAGGCCAGCCUGGUCUACAGAGUAAGUUCCAGGACAGCCAAGGCUUCCCAGAGAAACCCUGUCUCAAAAAACCAAAACCAAAACCAACCAAACAAACCAACAAGAAAAGGAAAUGCAGAGUGGUAUACUGAGCCCUUGUGACGGAAACAAAGGUAGUAGAGGGAGGGACACAUGUCAAGUCUGGGUGGAGCAUAGGAAGGACUGUCUGCCCUCCCAGAUGGCCGUGACAGUGCCACCACAAUGUUGUUACAAUGGCAUAGGUAGGCUUGGUGCCUGACCGGGUCGUCCAGUGUUCCCAGAGGACGUCCAAUCUCCUCACAUACUCGCCCUCCGCUUCUUUGAAUGGUCCCUUCCUUGGGACACAGCUGUGGACCAUUGUGGCAUCUGUGUGCUAGCUCCACUCAGCCCCGCUCCUGACCCUUCAGCCUGCCACCGGAAGCAAGGACACUGAAAGCAAAGGUGGGGUGUGCCCUCAGUGUGAAGAGUGGGCCCUGUCUGGGUUGAAACGGCACCCGUCCCCUACUGCCCUGUAGCAGGAUGAGAAGGAGUGCAGGAAGUGUGCUGCACACGCAGCCAGACACAGGUAUCGGGAGUGACGCAUUCGCCCUCUCCUAGCUCUCACAGCCCAGCAGCAAAGAGACAGCGUGCUCAAGCAGUACAGUGUGAGAAUGGUCUUUAACAUGUGUGGGGGUGGGAGGCAGGGGUGGGAGUAAAGGGGGACUGGGAGGAGAAAAGGGAGGGGCCUUCUGUCAAGCUGCAAAGCUAUUAAAUAAAUA
Messenger RNA from Meriones unguiculatus (Mongolian gerbil), 4199 nucleotides. It is a transcript of the gene Smim33, whose product is annotated as small integral membrane protein 33. The transcript has 2 exons. Lineage: Eukaryota; Metazoa; Chordata; Mammalia; Rodentia; Muridae. Bases 121 to 519 code for a protein of 132 amino acids. The record is from RefSeq and is a predicted model, not a curated record.